Molecule: messenger RNA, 837 nt
Organism: Cylicocyclus nassatus
Lineage: Eukaryota; Metazoa; Nematoda; Chromadorea; Rhabditida; Strongylidae
Source: the annotation of a GenBank genome assembly
AUGCCACGUUUCCAAGGAAAAGUCGCUGUUAUUACAGGUUCCUCUUCUGGUAUUGGAGCAGCUACUGCUGUCCUGUUUGCUAAGGAAGGUGCGCAAGUAACAAUCACUGGAAGAAAUCAGGAUGGACUUGUGGCAACCAAGAAGGCUAUGCUCAAUGCAGGUGCAAAUGAGGGAAAUCUCAACAUGGUCAUAGCGGAUGUAACCGACUCUCAGGGUAGAAAACAAAUAAUUUCAAGCACUAUCGAGAAAUUUGGACAAUUGGAUAUUUUGGUCAACAAUGCCGGAGCUGCAAUCAGUGGUGAAGAUGGAACAUCGGGAAUAUCUGCUAGCACAGUCUUGCUGGAGAAAGUUAUGAAAUUGAAUGUUUACAGCGUAGUCGAUAUGAUACAACUAGCUCGCCCCUAUUUGGCAAAGACAAAAGGUGAAGUUAUCAACAUCUCUAGCAUAUGUGGCCAGCCAACAUCCUAUGCACCAGUCGCAUAUUACGCCAUGUCGAAAGCAGCUUUGGAUCAAAUGAUGAGAUCAGCAGCGAUUGAUCUAAUUAAAGAAGGAAUUCGAGUGAAUGGUGUGAGCCCCGGCGUUGUUGUCACACAAUUUGCAGAGAACAUGCUAUCUAACAAAGAGAUCGCAAAACAGUUCUACGAAACAUUUGCGAAUAAACCGGGUGCACUACCAUGUGGAAAAGUUGCCGUACCGUCUGAUAUCGCCAAUGUGAUCGCUUUUCUUGCCGAUCGCAGUCAAUCAUCGUAUAUCGUUGGUCAGACGAUUGUCGCCGAUGGUGGCACUUCAAUUGUACUCGCUUCGAAUGCUGACUCGGCCGUGCCGACAGCAAAAUAA